Messenger RNA from Lecanosticta acicola, 666 nucleotides. The record is from the annotation of a GenBank genome assembly. NCBI's taxonomy places the organism in Eukaryota, Fungi, Ascomycota, Dothideomycetes, Mycosphaerellales, Mycosphaerellaceae.
AUGGCGACAGAGAUGGAAGUCGACCAGCACCAGAAUUCACGUUCGCCUUCUCCCGCGCAGCCACCACCGACUCCCGCAGCACCUGGCCCACGCGCCUCCGCACUCCAGAAACUCUACAACGAUGCGAUCAACCAUGUCGUGAAGACCAUCUCCUAUUCCAACUUCUCUGCCUGCUUUCCGACUCCCUCACAGGCAGUCCCCGCCAGCGUCAAGCUCCUCCACGAACAGUUCACCGAAAAACUGGGCGAGAGCAUGCGCAAAGAAUUCGAUUCGAUCCUCGCGGAGCGCAAUGUUAUUCCCUCCCUCAACGAGCUGGACAGACUCAUCGAAGAUGCAAAGCGACGGAAAGCGCGAGCGGCAGAAGAUAACAACGGGCACGUCCCAGUACCGCCGCAUACACUACCGGCUAAACAGCUGUAUAUCUCACAUCUGGCGCCGACGUUGGGGGAGUACGACAGACAGAUGAAAGAAAGGCAGGAGUUGCUAGCCACGGAGAACCAGGAGAUCAUGGGAAGGGUCAUGCAGCAACGGAAAGAUAUCAAGAGCCUGAUCGACGGAUUGGAGAAUGUGGUCAAAGACCUGAACGGGAGCGUCGAGGCUUUGCAGCCGGAAGAUAUGCAGGCGUUGAGGGAGAAGAACAGGGAAGUUGACGAGUCCAUGAGGUGA